AUGGCCGACACGGAACAGGGAAGACAGUCAGAAGAGACGUCUGCAAGGUCUGCCCGGCUACAAGAACGCUUCCGAGCGUGCAUGGGAGAUGACUCCUCCCAACGGAUAUACACGCAGCUCGACGCCUUUCGUGGUCGCCUCUGGUCGGAGAUCGCAAGUGCGCAAACUGGGGCCAUUGUCUGGUGGACCAUGACCUCAGGGCUCUCGGCGAUGAUCUUCGUUUGGUGGCUGGGGGGAGAUCACUGGCUAACCGGCCAGUGGAUCCUCAGCGCUGUCCUCUUGAUACUUUCGGCUAUCCUGGCCUUGGGCUUUGGGCCGUCCAUGCCCGAAGCCAGUGCCAUCCUCGAUGCCGAAGACGUGCUGUGGUGCAUCAUCAUCGGUCUGCUGUGCACUUGCUAUUGCUUCCCACAGAUGCUGCUGGCACAGGAUCUUCUCCAGAACUUCUCGGAGGACCUGGCCGAAGCCAGGGGCUCCUAUCAAGCCAUCUUUUGGUCUUGCGUGGUGGCCAUGGUGGCGGUGCCCAUCUUUGCCAACUGGCACAUGAUCAUCACCAGGGCCUGGCUGUCCACGUUUCGCGAUUACCGUACAGUCGCAGAGACUGUCAUCGACCAUAAGAUCGUGACGCUGCGCCCUGGAAGGCUUGCUAAUAAAGCCGAGCAGCAACCCCUCGUCGAUGGCAAGGCCAUGGCUAUGGGCGACUCUGUUGACGUGAUCCAGAAGAAAAUCUAUCUCGGUGGAGCCACGGAUGCUGAGUGCACCGUGCAGACGGACCAGCCGGCAGUGCUGGUGUCGGACCACUAUGGGACUUGGGCCAUCACAGAGCAGGCCGGCGAAUCGGCAGGGAUGAAAUACGAAGCCACGAUCCGAGUCGUCGCAGGUGAGAAAUUGCUGAUUUUCCGUGGUUUUGCCAGCCCAAGCAUGCCGGACAUGCUAACGGAUCUGCGCGCCACCUCGUAUGAUGUCUUGCGGAAGAAGCCGCAUGCCAUGUGGCUGAGCAAAAUCAUGAUCCAGGUGAAGCAUGUCGCCUUCAUCCUUUCCAUUGCGUUGUUGAUUUUGGUACUGGGCUUGACUCACAGUACCAUCCCAUCCUUGUGGGAUGCUCUUGUGGGUGAAGCCCUUCCCUGUUUGAUCCCACUGCCGGACUGGGUCGACAAGCCCGGGUGCAUUAAUGAUGUCAUGAUGACCGUGGGCAACUCUUCGAUGCCCACCUGGGGCUUCUACGACAACAGCACGGAUGUUCAGACCCCGGCCAACGUCGAACUGUAUUCCCAGGGCUACUGGACGAUCAUGUCCUACUUCGUGGGUUUCGCCUUCUCUUCGCUUAUAUACGGCAUGCUGUUUUGCAGCCUCCCUCUCAUCGUGAUGCAAGUGUGGUCAGCCGGGAACAGACUAAACCAACUCAACGACCUGCUGUUGGUCCACCAGUGGAGUAUUGGAGGAUUGAAGCAUCGUCAAGCCUUGAUGCUCUACAAGCUUUACCAUCUGCGUGCCAGCAUCUCCCAUCUUGAUAUGCGCAACUUCUAUGAGCUGGACACAUACCCGGACUUCUUGCUUCAGCCAGUGGACAACCCGGCUGCAUCCGACACAUUCUUCUGGUGGUUCCGUACCCGCGCGGCGAUCUUUGCAGACACCAGCUGGACCUUGAUGCUGGUGUCGCCCUUGCUCUAUGUCGGUAUAAUUAUUGUGAUCGCCAUUGUUGUUGGCACGAUAUUGCUGGAAGCCACUGGUGGUAUGGUGUUCCCACUCGUUGCCUACACGGUCAUCGACGGAAUGUUCUUUGGAGCCUUUAUGCUCGGGUUCAUGAUCUACGGCGCGAAUGUCAAUGAUGCGUUGUCGCUGGCGGGACCCUUGCUCAGCCAACUCCCUGAGGUCCAAAAUGUUGCGCUUCAAGAUUUGCUUGCCUUCGAAGGGUCACACACCUUGCAGCUGACUUUUCUGGGAAUACCAGUAGGCACUCGAAUGGUGUAUUCCUAUCUGAUGGCGCUGGUUUCAUACAUGAUCACCAUCCUCAUCGCUGUCCUCAAGUCGCUCUUCGUGCCGUGGAUCUUUCAGUUUGAGCCGCAACAAUAA
Molecule: messenger RNA, 2070 nt
Organism: Symbiodinium sp. CCMP2592
Lineage: Eukaryota; Dinophyceae; Suessiales; Symbiodiniaceae
Source: the annotation of a GenBank genome assembly